GGUGACUUCUGCGAAGUGGAUGGAGUACUGAUGUUUGUUGAAGAGAUGAAUAUAUUGACCACUGUGUUUCGGAAGCUCGACAACCUGAAGAUCAGACACCCCAACAGCGUCUUAGCCACCAAGGCUAUAAGCAAUUACAACCGUAGCACGGAGAUGGUGGAGAUCAUUAAUUUUUGCCUGCACAUCUCCACUCCCAUGGGAAAGAUCAACAAGCUGAAAAGGAGGAUUGAACGGGAUGUGGAAAGCCGGAGCGACCACUGGCACCCAAAUCCAAUGGUCCUAAUAAGGGACCUAGAGGACAUGAACAAGAUAACCAUGACACUGUGGCUCGUGCACAGGAUCAAGCACCACGAUAACAAAGGGAGGUUGAUGAGGAGGGCCGCCCUGAUCGAAAACUUGAUCGAGAUAUUCAGACAGGAGGAGAUCGAAUAUCGGAUGCCUCUCGACGUGAACGUCCGCAACCUGCCAAGCCCCACCUCGGACCGGCUUCCUUCCAAUUGGACAGCCUGUGCCACCGAACACAGAAAGCUAACCAACCGGGAUGAUCAAGAGAAACCAAUUUAUGGAGUAAGGCAUAAUUCCUACUGUGUUCGAAAACAAUUAAGAUGA
Messenger RNA from Eucalyptus grandis, 609 nucleotides. Its product is annotated as mechanosensitive ion channel protein 6-like. Gene Ontology annotation, cellular component: plasma membrane. The record is from RefSeq and is a predicted model, not a curated record. NCBI's taxonomy places the organism in Eukaryota, Viridiplantae, Streptophyta, Magnoliopsida, Myrtales, Myrtaceae. The transcript has 3 exons. The coding region runs from base 31 to 609 and encodes 192 amino acids. Gene Ontology annotation, molecular function: mechanosensitive monoatomic ion channel activity. Gene Ontology annotation, biological process: monoatomic anion transport; transmembrane transport.